UUAUCUUCUCAGUCCUGUAACUUUUUUUCUUCCGAGCUUUUAUAGUUUUUCAGGAAAACUUGUUCAUGAGUUCGCAACUUGAUGCAUAAACAGAAGAAAGAAUAUUUGCGAAGAGGCUCUCUCUCUCUCUCUCUCUCUCUCUCUCGAUCAUCCAUGGAAGCCACAGAGUCGCUAGUAAGUACAACGACCGCGAAACUUAAGCUAGCGGCUCUUCAAUGGCUCGAGGGUUUCAAGGAGGCUUGUUGUCUUCAUCGCGUUGUAAUUCUCUGCUUCAGGUCUAGAAAGCUUUUGGUGCGAACCGGGCAGUGCUUUCUCUUAAAUGGUUUUAUUUUCUUAGGAAGUUUAUCCAUCCUGAACUCAGUUGUCAUCCCGACAUUGCAGUGGAUAUUACCUGAUCGAUGCUCGCAAUUUGGUUCUCAUAAACUGUGCAACUUUGGUGGCACUUUGAAAUUUUAUUCCUUCUUGCGUCUUGGACUCAUUCAUUUCUUUUAUGUCUUUUGGUUUUACCCGUUAUAUGUGUUCAGCAUAGUUUUAAGCGCCAUCUGGUACAAUGACAUUGCCAAGUAUGGGUAUGAUGCAGUGGGUAGAUCCAAGUCUACCGUAGAGGAAAGCUCAAGCCACACUAAAUCAUCAGAGAAAGCAAAUUCUUCUAACACAAAAAGGCUUUCUGGUUUGGGAGGGGUCAUCAUUGGGGCUGGAGAGCAGGUCUAUUCAAUACUCCUUUUGAGUGUAUUCUUCCUCAAGGUCUAUGCUACAGGAUUCAUACCUCUUAUAGGGAAGGUGCUCAAUUUUUUACUUCUUUCCUGGCUGUAUGCAUAUUACUGCUUCGAGUAUAAAUGGAGUUUUAAUGAAGUGGCUUUGGACAAAAGGCUGGACUAUUUUCAGUCCUCCUGGGCAUUUUUUUCUGGUUUUGGAAGCCCCUGUGUCUUUGCUAUAUUUUUUUUCUCGCCUCUUGUCAGUUAUGGGAUUAUGGCUAUUCUCUUUCCUCUGUUUGUUUUAACUGCAGCUGGGUCCAAGGUUGAUCAAGAAAUAUUGUUGGAAAAAAGCAAAUGGAGAGGCGUAAGAGUGGGCCGGCUUCCAAUAUUUUAUAUCUCAGAUAAACUGUUGAUAUGGAUGCUAUCUCGUCUCCCCUUUGGGAAAAAAGACCGGACAAGAGACAACAAAGCUCGAUGAUAUGGUAGGAACACCAUGAUUUUGUCCAAAAGGUAAAUACUUUAUGACAAGUGGAAGGGUGACUGUUAUAUUUAUUUAUGCAGCUUCAAAAAGUUUUAUUUAUCUUUUGUUUAAUGAGAAGAACUAUCCUUCUCUGUACAUAUUCGUUGUAAUUAAGGUUUAUUUUUGUUACUCCAUUAACAAUGCUGAGAUAGGGUGGGCCCCUCGUGCUGAUGUGCACGCAUCGACUCUGGCUGCCUUCUUUUUUAUCUUGCAGAUAGGCAAAUUACUAUGCAAUGUAGGAGUUUUUGUGUUUGUGUAUAUCAAAAGAAGUCUUGCAUUGCUCAAA
Prosopis cineraria is the source of this 1501-nucleotide messenger RNA. Its product is annotated as protein EI24 homolog. NCBI's taxonomy places the organism in Eukaryota, Viridiplantae, Streptophyta, Magnoliopsida, Fabales, Fabaceae. Gene Ontology annotation, biological process: macroautophagy. The transcript has 12 exons. The record is from RefSeq and is a predicted model, not a curated record. The coding region runs from base 82 to 1173 and encodes 363 amino acids. Gene Ontology annotation, cellular component: endoplasmic reticulum.